Molecule: messenger RNA, 1320 nt
Organism: Aegilops tauschii subsp. strangulata
Lineage: Eukaryota; Viridiplantae; Streptophyta; Magnoliopsida; Poales; Poaceae
Biological process (GO): translation
Cellular component (GO): ribosome
Molecular function (GO): 5S rRNA binding; structural constituent of ribosome
Source: RefSeq, a predicted model, not a curated record
UUGCAGUGCCACGCCACGACACACUUCCGCACUUGUGCCGUUCGCCCUCUCCUGCGCGGACGGCGACGCCGCGCCGGUCGACGUCGCUCCGGCCCACCCCCGCCUCCUUCCUCCUCCUUCACCCGGUCUCGCCCACCGGCGGUCCUCCCCGCCCUGUCUCGCCGCCCUUCCCCGUCCCACGACUGCCUCUUUCGCCCGGUCCCGCCGGGCGCCCCCCAGGUGCUCGUAGAAACGCUGCAGCCACGCGUGCUAGGCGCGUCCGCGGCGGCGGAGGCGGCGGGCCGGGUCCCAUGGCGCAGGCCAAGCGGUACGUGCUGCGGCUCUUCAUCUCGCUCAAGUACGUGACGGCCAACGUGGUGGACCGGCAGAGCGGCCGCGUCGUGGUCACCGCCUCCACCGUCGAGAAGCCCCUCCGGGACGGGCUGGAGUGCGGCCGCGCCUGCAACGCCAAGGCGGCCGCCGCCGUCGGCGAGGUGCUCGCCAUGCGCCUCCGGGUGGAUGGCCUGGCGCACGAGCCCAUCCACGCCGACGCCGCCAAGGAGGUCGAGAAGAAGGGCUUCAAGAACCGCACCAAGGUCUGGGCCAUCCUCAACGCGCUCCGCAGCCACGGCGUCAACCUCCACGUCGACGACGACGGCGACCAUAGGCGGCAUGUCUGACGAGCAUCAGUUCCUGAUCUUCAAGACUUCAACCCAUCCCUGGCUUUCUUGAGGUCCGUGAUCUUCUACUCGAUCAGGUGCAGAUCCUCGUGGUCAGACUGAACUACUCCUAAUGGUGGUAGAGCGCUGGAAAAAUGUUGCGGUAACGGUGGAGCUGACGGCAUCGUGUCCCCGGUUCUUGAAGGGCUUCCCAGAAUCAAUAUCAUUUUCUGCAAACAAGUAGUGGUUCAGUCCAAGUUGUGGAAAUAGGAGACAAAUCACUCUCUGAACUUCUAAAAACUGUCAACCAAAUUCAGUGUUUGGGCCUGUAGAUCUGUUCUUUUACAUGGUUCAUGCAAUUUUGGUGUUUGUAUUCUCAUUCUGGUAAGUACAGAGUACACAUAAUCCUUCUUGCCCGUUCACAGUCGUUAAUAAAGUACAUACUAUCAAAAUUUAGAAGUGGAAUCAUUUGGUCAUUGCAUAUAUUACACAGAACACCACAGUGCCCUUCAAUCUGAAGGUAGUAGACAAAAGGGACACAUACCUGCCUAUGAUUCUCAGAUGGUGGGUGAGAGCGGGCGAUCUUGACAUCCUUCCUCGUCUUCCCCUUCUACCACUGGCAGAGCUCCACCGGGUUCACCUUCCCCGCGACGGCCAUGACCCCAGCAUCGGCAUCUCGCAC